AUGCGUUUGUGGGUACUAGUUUCCCUUGUCGGGCUGGCAUUGACAGCUCCUUUGCUUGAAGAAAAUGAAGCGGAAAAGAAAAUAGUGAAAAGAUCUGACGAGGAAAUUGGCAUGGGAAACCAACAAAAUCUUUCUAGAAAUAAAAAAAGUGACAGUGAACCAUCUUUGCUGGAUGAUAAAGCUGGAUCUGUCCUUGCGGACUCUCCACAAGAGGUAAUCCCAGAAGCCCAUGAUGAAAGUGAAGUUGAAGCGCAGGUACCAGUUUCCGACAAUAACGUUGCUUCUGAGUCGAAAGUGGAAGAGGAAUUGAAUGCCAUUAUAAAAGAGGGCCAAAUGGCACAACAAUUGGCAGAAGACGAGUCAGAAGAAACGCAUCCAGGUGUUGAAGAAACACAAGAAAUGCCUAAUGUGGAAAACUCUGAUUCCACAGAACAGAGUGAUAGUGAUGCUGAAACUGAGGAAAACAAAGACGAAGUUGUUGUACCGAAUGAAGAAGUGCCGGAAAUUGCAGAAGUUGAGGAACCACAGCAAGAGGUGGUUGAUUUGAAUAAUGUUAUAUCUCCAGAAAAUAACGAGGCGAUAAAGGAACUUAUCCAAGAAAACAUGGUCAGCUCGCAACCAGAAGACAAUGACACCCCAGAGCAGUUUGCCGACCUUGCAGACACACCUCUUGAGGAUGCUACACAGGACGAUGGAGGCCAACACGAACUGGGAAUGCUCGAGAACCCUCUCGAAGCUUACCGCAUGUUUAGGAACUACCAAAAUUUCCUGGCCACUUAUCCUGAUUAUUACGCAGACUCCUACAGAGGCUUUCCGAACGGACGCAGAAGAAGGGCAUCGAAUCCAUUAUUGUCGCGCCUUCGGAACCGUGAAAUGAAAAGAAAUCAUCGGAACAAGCGUGAAUUAUCAUACGGCGACAGCAGCCUCUUUCCAUACUUCUACCCAGAACGGGAACAAGAACAAGAAGACGAUCUGUACAGAGUGGUACCGGAUCAGGAAAUACUUGACGACGAACCGUACACAAUGUUUCCGGAAGAGGCAUUGGAGGAAGAACUAGCAGCAGAAGAGGGGUUGCCUUACACAGAUGAAGACGAAGGAGAAUAUGGAACACCUAUAUUGUAUGAUGGCAAAGUGGGAUAUUUCAUGCCAUCUAAGCGCCAAGACAUGCUUAGUUUUGUCCCUGGCAAUAAGAGGGACUCUUACUUUUUUCCCUUCUCCAAAGAACCAGACACACACUACAGGGCAUUUGUGCCGGAGAAAAGGAGCUACCUGGAAAGCUACGGAGACCUAGUACGAUUGGCAAGAGCCUUGGCCAUGGAGCCACAGGAAAGAGAACAAUAUCUACAGGGUUAUGAAUGGGAGUAAGAUCAAUGUUGUGCUCACGUGAUCAUACACACGAUCUUUG
Molecule: messenger RNA, 1405 nt
Organism: Ylistrum balloti
Lineage: Eukaryota; Metazoa; Mollusca; Bivalvia; Pectinida; Pectinidae
Exons: 4
Coding region: 1-1365 (454 amino acids)
Source: RefSeq, a predicted model, not a curated record